This is a messenger RNA of Amphibalanus amphitrite, 3010 nucleotides long. RefSeq names its product pancreatic triacylglycerol lipase-like. Gene Ontology annotation, molecular function: protein binding; triacylglycerol lipase activity. NCBI's taxonomy places the organism in Eukaryota, Metazoa, Arthropoda, Thecostraca, Balanomorpha, Balanidae. The record is from RefSeq and is a predicted model, not a curated record. The transcript has 10 exons. The coding region runs from base 138 to 2282 and encodes 714 amino acids. Gene Ontology annotation, biological process: lipid metabolic process.
GCCGCCGCCGCCGCCGCCGCCGUCAGUGGUGACUGCACGGCCGCACGUGCAGCAGCGAGGUGCGCCCAAAGAGUGCUGGUGCCAUUCGGAGGGCGCCGCGGGGACUGAGUGGUCCAGUGUGCCAGAGAAACGACACGAUGAGGGCGGCGAUGAGAGCUGCCGUACUGCUGAGUGUGCUGGCCGUGUGUGCGUCGGCGGCCGACCGGCCCACUCCUCCCUCCACAUUCUCCCCCUCCACAUUCUCCCCCUCGACAUACUCCCCCUCCACCUACUCCCCCUCCGCCCCCUCGACAUACUCCCCCUCCGCCCCGUCCUACCCGUCGACCCCGGCCUCUGUGCCAGCGGUCCCGGCCGGCUCUGGCUCCGUCGGCGGACUCUUCAGCGGCUCCGGCUCCGGCUCCGGCUCCGGCUCCGGCUCCGGCUCCGGCUCCGGCUCCGGCUCCGGUUCCGUCGGCGGGUUCUUCAGCGGCGCCGGCGGCUUCCUGCCCUCGCUGAUCCGCGGCAUCGGCGGCUCCAUCGGCGGCACCAUAGGCAGGAUCUCGCAGUACGACUGGUCCAACCUCUGGAAUAACCAGACGGCCAACAUGAUCAUGCGCGACGACCACGAGAAGAGUAAGUGUUACGACGACAUCGGGUGCGUCAACUACACGGACGCGUGGUUCCACUCGCUGUACCGGCCUGUGAACUUUUUCCCGCUGGAGCGGCGCCUGAUCCCCACCCGGUUCUGGGUGCACACGCGCGCCCGGCCCGACUCGAACCUGACCAUCUCGGCCGGGGACGACAGAGCGCUGGAGCGGGCCGACUUCAGCGCCGACCGCGACACCAAGUUCAUCAUCCACGGCUUCCUCGACACGGGCACCGACGACUGGGUCCGGGAGAUGGCUCAGCGCCUGUUGGAUUACGGCGACUUUAACGUGAUCGCCGUGGACUGGCGGUACGGCUCACUGCCCAUGUACCAGCAGGCGCUGUCCAACACCCAGCUGGUCGCCAUGGAGACCGCCCACCUCAUCAGGUGGCUCCAGACGGCGCACGGCCUGAACGUGUCUCGGGUGCACGUGAUCGGGCACAGUCUGGGCGCCCAGACGGCUGGCUACGUGGGCGCGCGGGUGCCCGGCCUGGGCCGGAUCACCGGCCUGGACCCUGCCGAGCCCGGCUUCCAGUACAUGGCGCCCGAGGUGCGGCUCGACCCAAGCGACGCCCAGUUCGUCGACGUCAUCCACUCGGACGCCAGGAGCUUCAUAUCGUCCGGUCUGGGAAUGCUCCAGCCGUGCGGUCACGUGGACUUUUACCCGAACGGCGGCAAGGACCAGCCGGGAUGCAACUCUUACACGCACACGCUGGCCGCCUUCCUGGAGGGCAGUCUGGACGACUUCGAGAGCGAGCUGCUCGCCUGCCGGCACAUCCGGGCCGUGCGCAUCUUCACCGACAGCAUCGUCCAGAAGCCAGAGUGCUCGUUCGUCAGCCACGAGUGCAAGGACUUCGGCGACUUCAUGAAGGGAAAAUGUAGCACCUGUGGCAAGAACAGCGAACGUUGUGCGUCAAUGGGAUAUCACGCCGACAAAUACAUCUACAAGAACAAAACGCUGGUGCCGUUUUAUCUAACGACGUCCUCGAGAGCUCCAUACUGCUUGCGGCACUAUCGGAUCAACAUUCAGCUGGGUGACCCGGACAAUGACCAGCGCGAGGUCAAAGGUCACCUGGUGAUCUCCAUGUACGGCCCAAAGGGCCGGUUGGAGAGGUACCGACUGCCGAAAAAGGACUCGCUGACUCUCAAGCACGGCCAGACGUACAGUUUUUUGGUGCAGACGACGGUGGCGCUGGGGCCUGUGCACCGCGUGCAGCUCUCGUGGGACCGCCAGCGCGGCUCACUGCUGCAGAUGCCCUGCCUGCUCUGGUGUCCCGACACCAGCCUGGCCGUGUCGCACGUCACCCUUCUCGACAUGGACCUGCCGGACGGCGAUGACGACGCGGGCCAGACCUUCUGUCCCUCGGCCGCCGCACCGGUGCUUAUCAAAUCCGGCCAGGACCGCGUGACGCUCUACAACCAGACAAGCUGCGUGGACGGCCGCGCGGCGGCGGCCCCGCCGAGUCUGCGCGCCGCUCCCCCCUUCCGGCGGCGGCCGCUCAGCGCAGUGACACCUGGCGGCGACCGCCAGAGGCUCACCUUCCGGGAGAGGACGGUAGAGCCGGAACGACCCCGACUCCUCCGCAUCGUCCGGCAGCCCACCGAGAACAGAGGCGGUCUGCUCCAGCAUAUUCUCAGGCUCGUUGAAAACUUUUGAACUCUAGCGGUACCGUGACAUUUUCCGAAAAUACACUUUAUUCGGAAAGUUUCCAAUCGUACGUCAUAUGUAGGAAAUGAUAGUAAGACAGCUAUCUACGCUAGGCAAUAGCUGAAGCGUUGUGCCAGUUUACCUUCGGAUAUGGUGUUUUUGUUACAUAUUCAGGAGGUGUUUCAAGCAGUUUAUUUUCACGCUUGUUCAGCUGCUUGGUUUGUGAUGUUUUUGACACUGUGAGCAGCUCUGUUGGUUCAGUGUGUGCUCAGUGUAGUGUAACCUGUAGACAUUGCGUCUUCGUUUUUACUUGUACAUAUUUUUGAAAUAAUCACAACAUGAAGUCAAGUCAAACGCGACGCCUCAUAAUUCAAAAACGCCUUUAAUUCCACCAUUCUUGGAGCUGCAUGAUGCUUACUUAUUUACGUUUGCGCUGUUUUCCUCGGAGCUGCGCCUCACCAGUCUACAAUCGCCUACCCUCGUCGGUCACUUAGCAAAUCUAGAAUAGAAAAUCGCCAUCAGUAUGCCAGUUUUACGCGAUGUGAAAGUGGCGUAGCGUAAAAGAUACACAGCGAUACAGUGUUCGUAGGGAAUGCUUGUUUUUGCAUCACGUACGUACAGCCGCCGCACGUUUACACUGUAUACAGCACAUCCAACAUGACGGUUAUUUUGUUAUGAGCUCAUAUGAUACUGAACGCUUGCACGGUUCGAAAUAUAUAUAUAUUUUCUCAGCAAAA